Arabis nemorensis is the source of this 549-nucleotide messenger RNA. Lineage: Eukaryota; Viridiplantae; Streptophyta; Magnoliopsida; Brassicales; Brassicaceae. The record is from the annotation of a GenBank genome assembly.
AUGUCAGGUAUUCAAGAGAUACAAAGCUUAGUUCUUGCUGGUGUUGCUGUCUGUACUGUAACCGAUGUUAGUGUCAAUCUCAACGGAUUUCUUGCUGCCGCUAUUGCUGUCUGGAGCACCGCGCUUCAGCAAUUACUAUGUACAUUAUCUACAACGGAAAUAUAUUCGCUCGGUUCUUUCAAUUUACUAGCGCAUACCGUUCCAGUACAAGCUGCAUCGUUGUUGUUGGUCGGACCAUUUCUAGACUACUGGUUGACUAACCAAAGAGUGGAUGCAUACAACUUUUCAUUUGUAUCUCUGAUGCUAUGCAGUUUAGGAAUCGACAAGAAACAACAAAUAUGUUUGAAAACAUGUGGUUAUGAUCAGAUCAACCAUCUGUCUGAAGAUGUUUUGAGAUUGAGGAAGAUCUCAGGAUGGAGAUUGAUGUGGAGGAAGAUAAUGAUGAUGAAGCAAAAGAAGAAGACUCAGAUUUUUGAUCAUCGUGUUCGUUAUGAUCCUUUCACUUAUUCCCAAAACUUUGCACCAUCGCGUAUCACGAUGAUCCUCUGA